AUGGCGCCAGGGACAUGCGUGGCGGCCAUCCCCGACCUCCCCGACGCCUAUAAGCCACCCCCGCGUCACCGGUGCCCAACCCUAGUUUUGCUCGCCCCCAUCUCCCUCUGCCUCCCUCCUCAGAUCCCCCUCCUUCUUGAUCUCCGCCAUGGACGCGUCGUCGGCGUAGCCGUCGCCGAUGGCCUCCUCGCUGCCAGAGACCACGCCAGGGGCACCGUCUUCAUCGCCUACUUCGACUACAUGGGCGAGAUCGAGCCGGAAGCCACCGGGACACCCGCUGCUUCCCCGUCCUCAACCUCCAUCCGUCUCGGUCGCCGCCGCCGUCGCCAACACCGGCCACCUCUGCUGCUCCUAAGCCACUCAACGGGCCUCCUUGUGCCUGCUCGACCCCGAGACUGCCGGCGACCCCAGUUCGACUACGGUGUUGACGAUCCCUCCUUGCCAGAGCAACCAGAUGCUGGAGCCCUGGAGCCAGACGCCACCAUCGACGACGAUUCCUGCUACAAUGGAGGUGCCUUCUACUACGUGUAGGCCGCUGACGACGACCAGGAGCAGUUAGGAGGAUCCCAGGCAGGAGGCCUGCGCCUCUUUCGAUCUGUAUCCCAGUUUGUGCUAGCCUUCUUAAGGCAAACUUGUUUAACUUA
Messenger RNA from Triticum aestivum (bread wheat), 644 nucleotides. RefSeq lists its product as uncharacterized. The transcript is spliced from 3 exons. Lineage: Eukaryota; Viridiplantae; Streptophyta; Magnoliopsida; Poales; Poaceae. The record is from RefSeq and is a predicted model, not a curated record. The coding region runs from base 1 to 531 and encodes 176 amino acids.